GAACCAAACAGCCCAGAGGACAAACAGCAUCUACAAGAUCCACAAUGGCUAGGCUCUGUGCUUUCCUGAUGGCCCUGCUGCUGAUGAGCUACUGGUCAACCUGCUGUCUAGGAUGUGACCUGCCCCAGACUCAGAAACUCAGAAACAAGAGAGCCUUAACCCUCCUGGUACAAAUGAGGAGACUCUCCCCUCUCUCCUGCCUGAAGGACAGAAAGAACUUUAGAUUCCCCCUGGAGAAGGUGGAUGCCCAGCAGAUCCAGAAGGCUCAAGCCAUCCCUUUUGUGCGUGAGCUGACCCAGCAGAUCCUGACCCUCUUCACAUCAAAGGACUCAUCUGCUGCUUGGAAUGCAACCCUCAUAGACUCAUUCUGCAAUGACCUCAACGAUCAGCUCAAUGACCUGCAAGGCUGUCUGAUGCAGCAGGUAGAGAUACAGGCACCUCCCCUGACCCAGGAAGAUUCCCUGCUGGCUGUGAGGAAAUACUUCCACAGGAUCACUGUUUACCUGAGAGAGAAGAAACACAGCCCCUGUGCCUGGGAGGUGGUCAGAGCAGAAGUCUGGAGAGCCCUGUCUUCCUCAGCCAAGUUGCUGGCAAGCCUGAAAGAAGAGAAGUGAGUCCUGAGCCAAAGUGGAGAGGACUCUCCUGGACUAGAACACUGUACCUCACUGCUCAGACU
This is a messenger RNA of Mus caroli (Ryukyu mouse), 676 nucleotides long. Its product is annotated as interferon alpha-12-like. The record is from RefSeq and is a predicted model, not a curated record. Lineage: Eukaryota; Metazoa; Chordata; Mammalia; Rodentia; Muridae. Gene Ontology annotation, molecular function: cytokine receptor binding. Gene Ontology annotation, cellular component: extracellular region. Gene Ontology annotation, biological process: defense response.